AGAAGAGUCAAGUAUCCGUAUUGCAAUUAAACAGAUAUAUCAUUGCUGACAUGGAGGAGAAAGCAUCUAAAUGCCUGGAGCGUGAAAAGAGUUUCACUCGGAGGGAUCUUCUGCCGCAACAUGAAAGGGGGGCUCACACCGGGAACAAACCCUAUACUUGCCUGGAGUGUGGAAAGAGCUUCACUCACCGUGGAAAUCUACGUAGACAUCAAAGGACUCACACUGGGGAGAAACCCUUUAAAUGCCUGGAGUGUGGACAGAGCUUUGCUCACAGUGGAAGUCUACGUAGGCAUCAAAGGACUCACACUGGGGAGAAACCUUAUCCAUGCCUGGAGUGUGGACUGAGCUUCACUGAGAGUGGAAGUCUACGUUCCCAUCAAAGGACUCACACUGGAGAGAAACCCUAUACAUGCCCGGAGUGUGGACUGAGCUUCACUCAGAGUUCAACUCUACAUAGACAUCAAAGGACUCACAUUGGGGAGAAACCCUAUACAUGCCUGCAUUGUGGGCAGAGAUUCAGUCGGAGUUCCCAUCUACAUUCACAUCAAAGGACCCACACUGGGGAGAAACCCUAUACAUGCCUGGAGUGUAGACAAAGCUUCACUGAGAGUGGAAGUCUACGUUCCCAUCAAAGGAUUCAUACCGGGGAGAAACUUUAUACAUGCCUGGAGUGUGGGCAGAGCUUCACUGAGAGUGGAAGUCUAUGUUCCCAUCAAAGGACUCACACCGGGGAGAAACCCUAUACAUGCCUGGAGUGUGGAAAGAGCUUCACUAAGAGUGGAAAUCUACGUUCCCAUCAAAGGAUUCAUACCGGGGAGAAACCUUAUACAUGCCUGGAGUGUGGAAAGAGCUUCACUCAGAGUGGAAGUCUACGUUCCCAUCAAAGGACUCACACUGGAGAGAAACCCUAUGCAUGCCUGGAGUGUGGAAAGAGCUUCAAUCAUAGUUCAAGUCUGCAUAAACAUCAAAGGAUUCACAGUGGGGAGAAACCUUAUAAAUGCCUGGAGUGUGGAAAGAGCUUCACUCACAGUUCAGGUCUACGUUCACAUCAAAGGAUUCACACUGGGGAGAAACCCUAUACAUGCCUGGAGUGUGGACAGAGCUUCACUCACAGUUCAGGUCCACGUUCACAUCAAAGGAUGCAUGCUGGGGAGAAACCCUAUAAAUGCCUGGAGUGUGGAAAGAGCUUUACGCAUAAUUCUGGUCUGCGUUCACAUCAAAGGACACACACUGGGGAGAAACCCAUAAAUGCCUAGAGUGCAAAAAGAGCUUCACUCAGAGCUCAGGUCUACGUACACAUCAAAGGACUCACACAGGGGAGAAACCUUAUAAAUG
Molecule: messenger RNA, 1335 nt
Organism: Anolis sagrei ordinatus
Lineage: Eukaryota; Metazoa; Chordata; Lepidosauria; Squamata; Anolidae
Source: RefSeq, a predicted model, not a curated record